CAUUGACAAUUUUUCUUCCCCCAAACAGUCGGAAUUGAAUACCAAAACCAAAAAAAAAAGACUUUAAAUAGAGGUCGUCUCUCCAUUCAUUGCUCACACAAAUUCACUAAAAAUUGAAUCAAAAUCUGAAAUCUCAUCAAUUCAUCCAUUAUGUCUCUCAAAGUUUAUGUAGAUCGUCUUUCUCAACCUUCUCGUGCUAUUCUCAUUUUCUGCAAAUUAAAUGGAAUUGAAUUUGAAGAGGUUAAUAUCGAUCUUUCUAAAGGUCAACAUCGCACUCCUGAAUAUCAAGAAGUUAAUAUCAUGAAGCAAGUACCAGCCAUAGUUCAUGAUACUUUUAAGCUUUUCGAAAGUCAUGCUAUUCUUAGAUAUCUAGCUUCAGCAUUUCCGGAAACUGCUGAUCAUUGGUAUCCAAAAGACCUGCAGAAAAGAGCAAAUGUAGAAUGUGUCUUGGAUUGGCACCACUCUAACUUACGUCGUGGUUCAGCGGGAUAUGUCUUUAACACUAUACUGGCACCUGCAUUUGGAUUGCCUUUGAAUCCACAAGCUGCUGCAGAAGGUAAAAAACUCCUUUCUGCAUCUCUUGCAACGAUUGAUACCUAUUGGCUGCAGAAAGACGGAAGCUUUUUGCUUGGAAAUUCCCAACCUUCCCUUGCAGAUCUUAGCUUAGUUUGUGAGAUUAUGCAACUUGAGUUUCUUGAUGAGAAGGAUCGUGAGGGUCUAUUAGGCCCGCACAAGAACGUGUUGAAGUGGAUUGAUGAUGUGAAGAGUGCCACAGCACCUUAUUUCGAUGAAAUACAUGCAACCCUCUUCAAAGUUAGCGAGAUUUUUCAGAAGCAGCGAUCUGCUGGAGCAAGCAGCUAGACGUAUCCGCAAUUGAAACCUGUUACAAUGUGUACUCAAGGCCUGCAUUGUGACAUUUUGUGUGCUUUAUAUUGGAUGCAUAUUUCUUAGUGUGAUGUGUGGUAUGCUUUGUAUUCUUAUUUCUUAAGACAAUUCUGAGAAUGUUGAGUUGUACUGUACUAAUCUUCUGAAUAAAAGCAGUUCUUAUUAUUUUGUC
Molecule: messenger RNA, 1057 nt
Organism: Solanum stenotomum
Lineage: Eukaryota; Viridiplantae; Streptophyta; Magnoliopsida; Solanales; Solanaceae
Product: glutathione S-transferase T1-like
Exons: 7
Coding region: 151-861 (236 amino acids)
Source: RefSeq, a predicted model, not a curated record